Pecten maximus is the source of this 3321-nucleotide messenger RNA. Its product is annotated as synaptosomal-associated protein 29-like. Gene Ontology annotation, biological process: exocytosis; synaptic vesicle priming; synaptic vesicle fusion to presynaptic active zone membrane. NCBI's taxonomy places the organism in Eukaryota, Metazoa, Mollusca, Bivalvia, Pectinida, Pectinidae. Gene Ontology annotation, cellular component: plasma membrane; SNARE complex. The transcript is spliced from 3 exons. The record is from RefSeq and is a predicted model, not a curated record. Bases 14 to 817 code for a protein of 267 amino acids. Gene Ontology annotation, molecular function: syntaxin binding; SNAP receptor activity.
UAAGAACGAUCACAUGACAAAACAUCGAAACAGGAACAAAAUGGCCAACCCAUUUCUUGAAGAAGAUGAAAUGAGCAGCCCAAGAGGGCCUUCAAAUCGAGGUUUCGGCGAAAUAGAAGAUGAACGAAGAAACAUUUUUGAGCAGAUUAAUGCUUCAGAAGAUCGACAACUUGAAAGCACAAGAAGAGCUCUGAGUAGUAUAUACGAUUCCGAAAGGAUGGGAAUAGCGACAGCAGAGGAACUGACACGCCAAGGUGACCAGCUCAAUAAUAUAGAAGGUAAAGUGACAGAUAUUGAUAAGAAUAUGUCAACCACACAGAAACAUUUAAAUUCCAUUAAAAGUGUUUUUGGAGGACUAAAGAACUGGUGGUCAAAGAAGGAGGAUACUAAUUCUCGACCUGAAGCAGCAGAAACAUCCAGUCGACUUAAGGAGGCCAUGGAAAAUCAGGGCGCUCCCUUGGAAGCCGGAGCAGGACGAAGGAAAACAGACACAUCUGGCUUUGGCGAUGAGGAAGAUGAUCUUGACGGAAGGUUCAUGGCAGGCUCAAGGAAACCAGUUCAGAGUCAAGGCUAUCAACAGGCAUCGAGGCAACAGAUUCUACAGCCUGUUACUGGCAGUAGUCGAGAGGAUGAAACAAACGACAAUCUAGGGAUGAUGUCGGAUGGAAUGAGUCGAUUAAGAGACCUUGCAUUGGGACUUGGAGAUGAAAUUUCUCGUCAGAAUGAUCAGAUUGAUCAUAUUGCACCCAAAGUGGACAAUGUGAAUGUGAAAAUAGAUGAUCAGAACAAACAGAUGAGGAGGAUUCUACAUAAAUGAGGAGUGUCUGUAGCUAGUUGUCAUGAUUUUCUGCGAGAUUGUUUAGUUACUAUCAUCAUCUGUAGUGAUAUUGUUUGAAUAUUUUUAUUUUGAAUUUUUGUCUUUGGUUUGCCAUAAAAUACAGUACAACAGGGUAUAUCAAUGGUCAGAGCGUUGAAAUAAAAACAAUUAUGGUCUUUCGAAUGGUUGAUAUACAUGUAAACAUGUAAUACUUUUUCAUUACAUUUGCAGAGGAAUAAAAUACAAAUAUAUGGGAUAUGUUUGAUCGAACUAAAUCUUGCACUUCAUAAAGUAUGGAAUUUAAAAGUUGAGUGCCAUAUAAGAAUAUAUAACAAGUUGACAUUGACUGUGUUUAAGGCUCUCUUUACGGUAUCUCAUUAUUCAUGAAAGAAGCGAGAAGUCUCAAUGUUCCUAUAAAACAAAUUUUGCUGCUGACAAAAUUCCCACAGGACAUUAAUAUGAUGGUAUGAUAAGCUCCAGAGAAAAAACCUGCAACACAGUCGGUUUUGUGUUUUGUUGUCAGAAUUCAUUAUUCUCCACACAUUUAUGCAAGAACUCCUCUAAAAAGUCAAGCUUAACUUGUGAUGAUUUGUCCUUUUGUUAUUUUAAUAGAUUAUUAAAUUUCUAGGCAAGACUUGAAAAUUAUCCAGUGUCAUUCAUUAAAUCAAUAUCCACACUGAUUAGAGGUCAGUAUUAUAAAGGUUACAAUGCUUAAAGACAAUGUACUGGGGUUGUACAAUUAAUUGUCCAUCCUCCGUUAACAAUGGAAACCUAACUAAAAAGGUCCAGUUCAACCUUGUUUUAUUUUUGAAUAUCUGUAAUAAUCCCUCACCUCAACUCCCUUACAUGGUAGACUUAAAAUAUAAAAUCACUGGUGCUUAUUGAUAGGGAAGCACUUCAAUUGUUUAAACUCGCUAAAGGCUAUUUGUAUAAGCCUAUCCCAUUCCUACCCUGUGGACACUGUUUCGGUUAACUGUUUUCAUGCUCAUAUAUACUGUUUUAUGUUUGUCGUUCAUUUACAUUUUUAUCAGUUUGUACAUGUACAAAAUAUUUUGGUAUAAAGGUCUGUACUUGAAGUUAACUUGGACACCAGAUGAUAUUUUUGGGUUGGGGGGGGGUUAUACAAAGAUCUGUUUUCUUAGGGGAGAUAACUUUUUUCCCCACUGGUAAAAGGGAGGUAACUCUCAAUUACAUACUAACCCUUUUAUAGUGGAAUAUUAUAUAAUGUUACACGGUAAUUCUGUAUCAGUGUUUUUGUCACAUGCGUCAGACCACCAUGUAGAUGUUAAAAUGUACACUGUAACACUUUGGUAUAGUUUUAACAUUUUAACAAUACAAUGUAACUUUCACAAUAUGCAUCAGCAUGAGUGAGGCAUAUACAGGAACAGUACAGGAGAUUGAUGGCAAUUGAGAAACACAGGGCAUUAUAUCCAAGUCUUACUGUCACAACAUCAGUAGACAAUUUGUUAGUUGUCAUCCAUUUAUCUACUGAUUUUAGUUCUCGGACUAGUAUUGUGCUCUAUUGUAUGUUUUAUCUGUACGGUGCUCAACUUACUGUUACUCAUGAAUGACGGCAUACACUGGUCGCUAACAUUCAGAAAUACUAGAGGUCUGUAUGGACAUGUCUUCAUGGCCCAGGUUCUCAGAGAUGUAGGCAUGAUAUAGAGCAUUCACAAAGAUAUUGAUGAUAAGGAGGGUUUACUCUCCAUAUAUAAACAUUUUAAUAAUGAAUGUAUAAUAUCAGUUGUCAAAUUAGAUUAUAAUUUAUUUUGCACCAAAAAAAAAAAAAAAAUUUUUUUGAAUGGUAGUGUAUGAGACAUGACUGAAUUAAUCUAAUUAAAAUGUUCAUACUGAGUUAAAUUGGACAUCAAAUUUAAAUUAAGAUUGUGACUGAAUCUACAGUAUGUUAAUUGUAGGUGGCUGUUGGUACAUUUACGUAUCAUAGUUUUAUCUAGUGUGGUGUAGCACAAUAACUAAUCUUAUGAUUUUGUAAUAUUAUCUAUGGUUUGUAGUACGUGUUGUACCUUUAAAACAAGAGCUGGUGUAAUAUUUUUAAGACUGAUAUACACUGUACCAGAGUACAUAUUUGUUAAUCGACAUCCUGAAAAUUCCUUAAUAAUUGUUAUUCAAGUGAAAAGUCCAGUUAAAACUUUGGACCCUCCAUCAGAGAAAUGACCAGUAAAUGACUGAGAUCAUAUAUCAGUUGUUGUACAGACUGGAACUUAGGUUCUUCGGGGGAAAUAUUAUUACCAAGUGCUACAUUUAAUCUUCAUUAUCUCAAGAAAUUAUAGGAGAACCAACAAAGCGACUAAACUGUUUAGGUGUUGUACUAUACCUGUACAUGUCGUGUUCUGUUUAUUUUUGUUUGUGCAAUCAAAUUUGUGUAUUCAACAUGUUCUGUGUAUUAUACCCCUUCCUAUGUUUGGGAGAUAUGCAUUGUUUAUUUAUACCGUGAUGUGAUUGGAAUACAAUUUGUAGUAAAUACAGAUAAUCUACUAAACAAA